Molecule: messenger RNA, 360 nt
Organism: Aspergillus campestris IBT 28561
Lineage: Eukaryota; Fungi; Ascomycota; Eurotiomycetes; Eurotiales; Aspergillaceae
Product: putative prefoldin subunit 2
Exons: 4
Coding region: 1-360 (119 amino acids)
Biological process (GO): protein folding
Cellular component (GO): cytoplasm; prefoldin complex
Molecular function (GO): protein folding chaperone
Source: RefSeq, a predicted model, not a curated record
AUGGCGAGCCAGCAGCCCCAAGUCAGUCAAAAGAAGCAGCAGGAGCUCCAGCUCCAGUAUUCCAACUUCAAGAAUACGCUACAGCAGAUGGCGCAGAAGAUCGGGGACAUUGAGCAGGAAGCCGAAGAACACAAGCUUGUUAUUGAGACUCUUGAUCCUUUGCCCCGCGAACGGAAAUGUUUUCGCAUGAUGAACGGCGUCCUGGUUGAGCGCUCGAUAGAAGACGUUUUGCCCACCUUGAAGACCAACUCGGAUGGACUGAAGCAGGUGCUGGCGGAGCUUCUGAAGCAGUACAAGGCCAAGCAGGCCGAUUUGGAUAACUGGAAGAAAAAGAACCACAUCCAAGUCGUGCAACCAUAG